ACCCCCUCCCCGAGACGUAUUCUACAACAAGCUGAGAUUCUGGUUUUUCCCUCCUUACCGGAGGGUUUAGACAAAAAGAGACCAAAUUCCCCUGAACCCGCCGAGGGGCUCGUACAGGGAAAUUCCCGGCGGAUCGGAUUUCAGGCGCUCUGCGCGUACAAAUAGCUGAGAGCCGGGCAGUGUCAGCGAGAGCGACCUGUACGCAGCUCACCUGCGGAAAAGCACCUCCAGUAGGAGCUGGUUCACAAUGGGCCCCAGAAGGAGAAGCUCCGAGACAGAUGAGCAGAUCAUCAAACAAGGCCGCCUGAUCAAGUCUCCACCGUCCUACGUCUUUAACAACAAGGCCUCGUGGAAAUGGCGACUAUUGAAACUGUGCAGAACGGCCGUAAACUCCUUCAUCCUGCGCUACUAUGCGUACGACAGCUUGAACGAGGAAUGGAAGGGGGACAUUCAUAUAAGCGAUGUAAAAUCCAUAGAAGUGGGAAGGAGCACGAUGGAGAGAAUCGCCACCAUCACUCGCCUCUUCAACAACUGCCCCGAGAACAUCCUGUGCGUAAGGACCGACAAACGCGACUUCUAUCUGGUGGACGGCAGCGUGGAAAACAUUGCCGAGUGGCAGAAAUAUCUAACAGACGCCUGGAUAAAGAUCCACCAGAAAGUGCAAAUUGAAGGACCCACACGUACAUCUGCCGGUCCGCUGGCAGUCAUUCCGGCUCAGGAAGUAAUGAGGCCCAAAUCAUAUCCUACAGAUUAUCCGCGCACCGAAACGUUGUUAGUCGAGGAUCUCAACAUGAAGAGAUGCCACACUGAGGGCUGGAGGGGAAAUCGGUCAACCCCCAACAACUACAGAGAAUAUAAGGAUGUCAUCUCGGAAGAGCAGUACAGCAAUACGCUGCCAGUCUAUAGCCAAACUCCAUCAGGCGAGUACCAGCAGCUGCAGGAAGUGAGGAGACACUCAGCAGCAGCUUCACCACAGGAUGAUCCAGAGAGACGCAGGUUCAGUGACGACAUGACGGAUCCAGCGUACGGCAGCGAACAGGAGUCCAUUUAUGACACGCCCCGAUCCAUACCCCGGAAAAUGUCUCAAUCUCAAGAAUCACAGAAGGAAAUGGAAGCAGAAGAGGAAUCGGGGGAGGAAGAGGAGGAAUCGGGGGAGGAAGAGGAGGAAUCGGGGGAGGAAGAGGAGACCAGUGAUCUGGGAUCUGAGGAGGUUGGAGUGUACGAGCAGAUGUCAUCCUUGGUCAUUGGCGAGGUCGCUCAUGUGCCUUUGAAGCCGCCGCGAAAAUUCAAACCUUCACCAAGAACCAGGAACUUCAAGAGCAAGAGAAGCCAGCUGAAGAGAGCGCAGCUCCUGAGAAUGGUGUAUGAACAGAGCAGCGGUUCUGACCUGGUGCCGGUCACCGUUAUGGUGCCCACAGAACAUCUGCAGAAGUACCUGGGACUUCAGGAGGUCGGAGAUCGCUUGUGUGUGUCCAAGUGGAAGGGUCCUCUACACAUCGGCUGCUUGUUUCAUCAUGGCGACCACAUCGAGUCCAUUAACGGCUUCCGGUCGGGAAGUAAAGAUUUUUUCUUCCAGAUGUUGAGUCAGUGCAUUUCAGAAGAGGUCAGUCUGGUGCUGAAGAGGAAUAUUAAAGCCGACGUUUUCCACCUGGAAGGUUGUAAUUGUGAAAGUCCAUGAUGACGGCGCCUCCUGCAGGAAGAAAGAUGUUGGAUCCAUAAAUGUUACAGUGGACGGAAAUGAAGCGCACGCACAAUACACAUAGUACACGGCUUAUAACCCACGGAGACCACGGGGAGCAUCAUCAGCGCAUACAUGUCACGGUGAUAACCAGGGGGCACACCGACGAGGCGGAGGAAGACACCCAAACUCAUCUGGCAUCCAGCAAAUCAAUGAAGACUGCGACCACCUGAUAAUCCAGAAUGAUGCUGAAUUAAAGGAAUUUGUGCUGGCCGUCCAGCAAUAUGAACUAUGAGCCAGCGUUCUCCCACUCAUGUAUAACUACAACUCCCAUCAUCAGGGUGGGGAACAUUGCUUUAAGAAAACAUAGUAAAAUCCGUCAUUAUUGGAAGUUUAUGGGUGCUGGAUUAUAGGACUCAUUGUAUAUCCGUAUCCAGGACGUCCUUGUAAAUUGUUAACCUUUGUAUAUUAUGUAUUUACUGUAAAUAUCCCAUCAGCCCUGGAAUAAAGCGUAGAGCGCAGUGUGUGCCGCGUACCACUAGAUGGCAGAACACAACCACUGAUAAACUGGCAUAAGCUUGGUCGCCCUAAUACCUGCGAAUACUUCCUUUUACUGUUCCCUUCGGCUCGCUCCUUUCCACCAGUCCGCACUCACACAUGGCGGCGAUAUCGGCCACAUCCAGAAUUCCCCCAUGUUAUCCAAUGGGGCUGAACAAUGUCUAUGCCUGCGUUGUGUUCCAGUGUAAAUGCUGUCACGUUGCAGACUUACUCUACGAGGAUCUCUCCACUGAAUUCAAUGGGAAACUUAUUCUGCAGCAGAAAAAUCCACACCCUUAUUCCCCACGUAAAAAUCUGCAGAUUUUCUGGCAGAAUUUUCCGCCACGUGUGUAUGUGUAGCCCUACAAAUGGCACCCGGAUAAUGGCAACUGCAUGCAUUUUACUAAGGGCUGGGCCUGCAACAUAACCCGCAGCGGAUAUGGGAACCAGUGCAAAAAAAUCAUGCCGUUACCGCCACCUUUUGCAAUGGGUGCAGUGAAAUCCGGAGCAAAUCCAAACCCGUAUGUAACACAGUGGAAGUUCUGCUUUCAUCCCUGCAGACAGUCCUCCCCGUUUGGACAUAACAGGAUUUUUUUUUUUAGUGUGAUCCGAUCAGCCACACGAUAAAGCAGGUGCCACAUGUUCAACCCCAAACACCGCAGCCGGUCAGACUGGGCGGCAACAGGGCACCAAAGGGUUACUAUCAACCCAUGGAGUAUUAGUGCUAGAGAUGAGUGCAUUUCAGGUUAUGAAAUUCAUUCACUCUCCGUUUGGUGGUAAAAGGUGAGUUGAGUUAUGGAUUCCGUUACCACGGACCAUACUGCAAUUCUAGGACGGAAGGCCUUUAGAGGACUUCCCUGCAUAACAGAAAUUGGACGGAUCUGUUUUGCAGCCCAUAGACUUCUAUUAUGACCAAAUGAAUAACGGAAUGUCUCUAAAGGCAUUCCGUCAUAGAAUUGCGGUAUGGUCCGUGGUAAUUGAGUCCGUAACACAAUUCUGCUUUUACCACCAAACAAAGCGUGAACAAAUUUCAAAAUAUGAAAUUUGCUCAUCUCUAAUUAGUUCCCAUUACCACAGCACAGGGCACCCAAUGCAGAAAAAAAAUCCUCUUACCCCCAUAAGCAUC
Molecule: messenger RNA, 3341 nt
Organism: Bufo bufo (common toad)
Lineage: Eukaryota; Metazoa; Chordata; Amphibia; Anura; Bufonidae
Gene: PLEKHS1
Product: pleckstrin homology domain containing S1
Exons: 17
Coding region: 248-1678 (476 amino acids)
Source: RefSeq, a predicted model, not a curated record